Sorghum bicolor (sorghum) is the source of this 888-nucleotide messenger RNA. RefSeq names its product protein app1. The coding region runs from base 100 to 624 and encodes 174 amino acids. Lineage: Eukaryota; Viridiplantae; Streptophyta; Magnoliopsida; Poales; Poaceae. The transcript has a single exon. The record is from RefSeq and is a predicted model, not a curated record.
CAGGUGUUUGCAUGCAUCACUAGUAAACAGACAGAGCUCCUGUAGCUACUAGUUGAGCAAUUAACUAGCAGCAAGUAACCGCCCGAUCAAGAUCGCACAAUGGCCUCUUCCGCCUCAGCUCUCUUCGUCAAAGCGGCGCUCGUCAUGGCGCUCAUGCUCGCCGGGAGCACCACGUGCCAUGCUGCUCGCUACCUCGCCGACUCGACUUCGGCGGCCGCUCCUGCCGCAGUAGUGCCGACCGUGCCCGCGGUGCCUGCCGCGGCAGCCUUGCCACCGCUUGCCGCGGUACCGACGACGGUCCCCGCGGUCACCGUGCCACCGAAGCCCACGGUGCCAGUGGUCGUCGUCCCUGCGGCGACCUUGCCACCCAUGCCGGCGGUGCCCGCAGCGACCCUCCCGCCGAUGCCUGCGGUGCCUGCAGUACCAAACGCCGCGCUGCCCCGUAUGCCGGCCGUCCCCGCCGUGCCCAAGGCGACCCUCCCGCCGCCGAUGCCUGCAGUGCCGGCCGUGCCCAAGGUGACACUGCCGCCGAUGGCCGCCGUGCCUAAGGUGACAGUACUGCCACCGAUGCCCUCCAUCCCGGGCGUGCCGAAGCCAUUCUUGGCGCCACCUCCUUCGGCAUAAUCAAGCAUCUCCUUCCGUGUCUAUAUAUGCAUGUGUACCUGUGUUAUGUAGAGACGUGGAGUGUCAGUCUGUCGUCUGAUUGUCCAUCGAGUUCAUCGGUCAUCGCUCAAUCCUGUGUUUGCUGGGUAUGGUGUCUGGCUGUCUGCUCAUGAUUCAUGAGAUGGUUUGGUUGGAGAAAUUCUUCCUUUCUGUUUCUACUUUAGUCCUUUCUAUAUGUUUGUUGUACAUAUACUUAUAUAAUACGUAUACUCCCUCCAUUCUAAA